Molecule: messenger RNA, 8249 nt
Organism: Portunus trituberculatus (swimming crab)
Lineage: Eukaryota; Metazoa; Arthropoda; Malacostraca; Decapoda; Portunidae
Product: phosphatidylinositol 3,4,5-trisphosphate 3-phosphatase TPTE2-like
Exons: 13
Coding region: 558-2321 (587 amino acids)
Biological process (GO): monoatomic ion transport; protein dephosphorylation; transmembrane transport
Cellular component (GO): membrane; cytosol
Molecular function (GO): protein tyrosine phosphatase activity; monoatomic ion channel activity; phosphatidylinositol-3,4,5-trisphosphate 3-phosphatase activity
Source: RefSeq, a predicted model, not a curated record
AAGGGGAGUGUGUAAUAGCGAGUGUGUCCGGGAGUGAGUAGUGGUGUGCGUUGGUGGUAUUGGCUGGCUGGCUGGCUGGCUGGGCGGUGUGGUUCCUGGUAUGUUGUGCUGACUAGGGUGUGUAUAAAACUUGGUGCAUUGAAACAGAAUGGCUUUUAAGACCUGAAAAUGCUAGAAAAACAUACUAGUAAUGUCGAUAUAUAGUAACACACGCGAUCUUAACAUAAAAAUUGAUAUUGAACUGAAAUUGAUCUUAAAAAAUGAAUGAAUUGGUAUAACAAAACGUAAACUGAAGUGAAAUGAAGAGAAAUGGAUAAGAAGUAAUAGAUAAAAGACAAAACUGUAACCUGUAGUUGAUCGAGUGGUGGAAAAGAAUAUUUAAUGAAAAAAUACUAGUUUCUACUGGACCGGGCGAGCUUGUGGGAUUAGCAUUGCGUGGCGUGGGAGUAGUAGAGAAGGAAGGGACAGUGACGCAACGAGCUCUGGAAUACGGGGAGUGUAAUGCCUGCUGGCGGUAAGGUGUGUGAAGUAUCCGGUACGAGAGGUUCGGCCAUGAGAUGACGGGGCCCGUGGGAGACCGGGAGUCUGGCGCGGGAGGCGAUGGCAGCGGCGGGGACUCCCCCACCCGGCCUAUCGACCCCACGCAGCUUAAUUUCCAGCAGAACGGGGUGGCGUCGUCCCCUGUGGACAGCAAGGAGUAUGACGUGAUCCACAUAUCAGAGAUGGACAAUGGCAAGAGUGAGGGAGCGUAUGCCACUGACUCCGAGAACGAGGAUGACGAGGAGAAGGAGCAGAAGGAGGUGUGGCAGCGGACGGCGAUGUUCUUGGAGUAUGACCCUGAGGAGGAUGAGCUGGAGCUGGAGAUGGGCUUCGUCGACCCGUCCAACCCUCCCAUCCCUGGCUGCAACCUCUACUAUAUGCAGUGGAGGACUCGCAGGUUUGUGGAGCACUUCAUCGUGAGGCUGCUGACUGCCUUGCUCAUCCUGGUGGACAUGGUGCUGCUCAUUGUGGAUCUGUUCAACACUCCCACCUCGGAUGAUCCUCUCGAGUAUUGCUCCCUUGCCCUCUCCACUUACUUCAUGAUUGAGGUCAUCUUGAGGAUCUUUGGUCUUGGACCAAAACACUUCUUCCGUGCCUGGUACAACGCCCUGGACUGCUUCCUGGUGGUGUUCACUUUCAUCCUGUCUGUGGUGACGGUGUGUGUGGAGAACAUGUCAUCCAAUCCUGCAGGACUUCUCGUUGCGCUGCGUUUGAUUCGCUUGGUAAGAAUCACCAGGAUCCUGUGGGAGCGGCAGCACCUCCAACGCGGCGCUCGCCAGUUCGUGUCGCAGAACAAGAGACGCUAUCAGCAGCACGGGUUUGACCUCGACCUCACUUACGUCACACCAAGAGUCAUCGCCAUGUCCUUCCCCUCCACUGGCAGGAUGUCCAUGUACAGGAAUGACAUCAAGGACGUGGCGCGUUUCAUGGACACGCAGCACCCCGGCCACUACCGUCUGUACAACCUGUGCUCGGAGCGCCACUAUGACGUGUCUCUCUUCCACGACAGAGUGGAGCGCUAUAUGAUUGACGACCACAAUGUGCCUCCCGUUGUAGACAUGCUGAAGUUCAGCAGCAGUGUGCGAGACUGGAUGAACCAGGAUGAGAAGAAUGUGAUUGCCGUGCACUGCAAGGGAGGUAAAGGGCGCACUGGUACCAUGAUUUGUGUCUUCCUCAUUGAUCUCGGGAAAUUCAAAGAUGCCGAGCACUGCUUGGGCUUCUUUGGGGACAGACGCACUGAUAAAAAUGUUGCCUCCAAAUUCCAGGGUGUGGAAACUCCAAGCCAGAGUCGCUACGUUGGCUACUAUGAACAAGUGGUGCGGGCGGGCAGGGUGGUGCCGCCGGAAAAGCCCAUGAUAGUCACCCGGAUCACACUGAGAGGCAUGCACUCUGUCGGAGUGGGCGACGGCUCUGAGUUCUUCUUCACUCUGCAGAGCCGUUGCCACUCCAUUCCCUUCCAGGCCAACCUUGGCACUCAGAAGAACUGCAAGGUGAUGGUUGAGAAGAUCCAUGGGUUGGUGCACAUCCAGCUCCUGAACACACCAGUGGUCCGUGGAGACACUCGAAUCAUGUUCUUUACAGAUAGUAGGAAGAUUCCCAAAGGUUAUGAGAAGAGUCCUUUCUUCUUUUGGUUCCACACUGGCUUCAUUGUGGACGGAAAACUUGAGCUGAGCCGCAAUGAGCUGGACAAUCCUCACAAGAGCAAGACCUGGCAUGUGUUCCAGGAGGACUUUGGCGUGACGGUGCAUCUGGAGGAGGAUGCCAUAACUCGGGCCUACUGAGGGUGUUGGUCUUCACCGGCAAGGCGACACCAGCUGAUAGAUGGUGUUGACAAAACUCUUCAACAUCUUUUAGAAAUGCGGAAAAGUCCAUUAAUCUGAAUACCGGUAAUUUUAAUUUCACUAUAGUCAGAAUUUUUUAAAUUGAUGUGGAAAAAAAAAAAAACAUAAUUGAUAGCCAAAAUUAGGUCUAUGCACAAAUUCAAAGCAGACGCCAGAAGGUGAAGGGUGGAAAUACCUAGAUGCAACUACUGACGCUCCCUUUCCUAACACCGGUGUGGUCCAUGGAACGUCACCUGCCUCCCCUCUCCCCCCCCCGCACCCUUCGUCGCAUCUUGUCCCCUCUCCAAUCAGUUGUUGCACUCCAGAGCGUACAAGAAUGGCUGCUCACAACAGACUGGCUUCUUUCUUCACAACAGAGGAAGUAAUUGCUGGCGACCCUGUACUAGACGCCCUAGACAUUAUUUAUAGAAGAAAUUAAGCUUUAAGUAGACAAGAGGAGGAGAGAGGGUAAGAAAAGCAUUAAGAUCCUGUGAGAGCUUUGUUUAUUAACAUUGACCUCCCCCGUCACCACCGCGGAGGUACGCCUAUCACCUCUCCCGCUGCGUCAUGCACUCUUCUGCUAUGAAGAGAGCAGCCAGUCUCCUGUGGGCGGCUAUUUUUGUACGGUCCAGACUGCACGACUCUCCCAAGCGAAGGAGGGGCAGGAUGGGGGGAAGGAGGAAGGGUAAUGUCCCGUGGAACACACUCGCAUGUCCUUGUUUUUUUUUGUUUUGUUUUUAUUACUUACAACUUCACUACUUAUGCACAGUGUUUCCAGGGACACAUCCUGAUAAUCCAACCAGACCGAUUAUCUAAAGUGUUCCUGGUCCUCCGCUCAUCGGAUUAAUGGACUUUUAUUUUUAUUAUUAUAAGUUUUUUGUACAAAGCAAAGUAACAUGAUUCAUGGUACCAUUGUAAUUAAGGAAUGUACAUACCUGUGCAGUCUUGCAGAAUAUGAUUUGCCCGGUGUUACAGAAUGACGCGUGCAUUGCAAGCUGCAGCUCAGGUGGUGCGCAGCGCCGUGCAUGUUGAGUUCCUGUAUAUAAUUAAUUCAUCUCAGAACACCAUCGCUUGCCCUCAUCACUGUCUCAGGUUUUAACCAACAUCCAUUUUGAUACAUCACAGACCUUCACUUUCACACCUACACGUGCACAGUGCUAUUUAUAGUUACUAGUGAAUCCAGCAAUGCUUACACAUACAUACAUGGCAAAGUGCUCGCUGUUCGCAGACGAGGCAGAGGUCAGGCACGGCAGGUGACGGGAGAACUCUUUGAGAAGCUCUUUGUUAUUACUGUUUGCGUCUUCACGGACACUUAUUGCCUCAACACACACACACACACACACACACACACACACACACACACACACACACACACACACACACACACACACACACCAUUCAUUGCCUCAAUACAUACAGAUACAAUUUUUUGAUUUUGCAGAUAAAAAAAAAAAAGAAACUUCAUCUUAUUCUCACAUUCCAUCAGUUUCAGAUCACUUCAACACAGAAUAACGUCACGGCUUCUGAUGAUUGCGAUGAUUCUUGAUCAAUGAAGUCAUCAUUACGAAUCUUUCCUUUCUUCUAGUGGACAUUGGGGUUACUCUAUCAAACUUUUGGCCCAUGUAGGCGUCUCCUCCAGAUCGCUCAGUAAGAUGUUAUCAAUUUUAUAUAUACGUGAUGUAAUUUUUAAGUGAUUUAGUCUAAUCUUUAAUAAUUUUCCUUUAUUUAUUUACCUAUUUUUUAAUCUUCAUUCAUCAUGUAUCAACAAUGAAAAAAGCAAGAAUGGAAGUAGUAUUGUAUGAAACUCGAUUAUACCAAAGCGUUGUGUUUGUUGUGACUUCCACCUUAAAAUGUUACGAAAAUGUUACUUAAUUAAGUGAAAUUGUUGUGAAAACGUUACUCUGGUGAAAUUGUUACGACAUGUUACCUUGGAUGGAAUUAUUGUGCAAAUGUUACCCUGGUGACACUGUUUUGAAAAUAGUUCCUUGGUGAAUAUUGUGAAAGUGUUACCUGUGCAAGAGUGUUAUGAGAAGGUUACCUUGGUGAGUAGAACACAACACCGUGGACAUUGCUGCUUCAUCUCGUAGUGUUUGCUGUCAUGACCUGCACCAGUUUGUCUCUCAGGAAUAGUAUUGUUAUUCUUUACAUGAGCAUAUCAGUUGUGUACCAAAUAUUUAUGGUAUUCCUUGCACAUUAUUAUGUUUAACCCCUUCAGUACCGGGACGCAUUUUUUGCCUUUUAAGUUUUGGGUGUGAUUAGACGAUUUUAUUGACAUUAGGAAACAUCUUUGGAGGUCAGAAGAUUAAUGGCCAGAGUCUUCACUAUUUUAAUCCCCACAUAAGUUUCUGAAGCUGUGUAAAAUCACCAAAUAGUCACCAGAAUGAAUAUGAAAGUGUGCCCUAGUAUUGAUGUGGUUAAGAUACGAAACGUUCUUUGUGGUUGUGAGUUGGUAUGUACAUACAACUCUGUCUAACAGUCAUUGCUAUUGUUGUUUAUCUCAGCAUGUUGUCAGCUUUUAGUCAUCGUGUUUUAUCGCGGCAAAAUUAUUUGAGUAAUUUUCUGUACUUCACCCACAGGUUUUUUUUUUUUUUUUUUUUUUAAGUCGUCUUCAACAAAGCAAGUCACACUAUGUUAGAUUAGGAAUAUUCUACAGCAAGUACUCAUCUUCAGUUCAAUAAAUCAUUAUGUUUACUAGAUACAGAAUAUUGAAGUGAGUCCGGCACAACAAGUCUGGAUCAUUUCAUUAUGUUUGUUGCUUCCAGAAUACUGAAGUCAGUCUGGUUUACUGAGUGUGUAUCAUUGUGUUGUUAUUCUGUGGCUUGCAGUGAGUUAAAGUAGAAGACAUUCCCGCUAUGUACACUACUCAAUAUACAGAAGGUGUCGCUAUCUUUGUCACUUUCACACAAGACUAUUGUUAACUCAGUAAUGAAGAAAAUCUGUGACCACACUGUGUGAGUAUUGUAUUUCUUAUUCUUACCUAAUGUUCUGAUGUUUUUACUGUAAAAUGUGUAUGUACUUAUUAUGGAGGUACAGCUGAUGCAUUUAAUUUACGAGUGUGCUAACAAUUAUUGAGGUUUGCAAGACAUUAAUGUAGAGAGAAGGAAGUUGAAGUCUUUAAAAUUUCACAAUAUUACUCUCAUCUUAUUUCCGUUGUGUUAUUCUGUUUUGUGUACGUGUUUACCAUAGAGGUGCAGCCAGUGGAGUGAAUUUUGAGGGAGUUAUUGAGGUUUAGAGGACAAUGGUGAGACUUAAGGGAGUUGAAGUCUUUUUAAUCUCCUCUCGGUAUUACACUUAUCUUUGUACAUACAGUAGAAUAUUGCACAAGUUUUAAUUUUGCUUUAUGUAUUGUGGAGAAGUGAUGAACUUGAUUUUUAAGAGUCUGGAGGAAGUUGUUAAGGUGUGAAAGACAUUAGUGAGAAGAGAGUUGGUCUUUUUAAAUCUCUCUACAUUUCAGUACUCGUCUUUGUACUUACACUAUAUUCCAUACAUUUUUAAUACUGUGCUGCUUGUACAUAUCACACUCAUGUAUUCAAUGUUCUGUCUCCGCCCCAUACAUUUAGUUAAGACCAGAACUUGUGCCUUGUAAUCAUCUCAGUGCUACUUCACAAAAAAGGAAAUGCAGAAGGCAAGAUCAUAUUGUAUUGUGUAGGCAUCUCGAUCAAAGCUCCUUCACUACACCACAUGUAGAAAAAUAUCUUUGUUCAUUGCUAGAAAAAAAUAAAUAAAAAUUGUAGCAAGUAUGUUACAAGAUCAACUUUCAAAUACUGAACAGAAAACUGAGAUCUGUGUUAAACUUACCCUUGUUGAUUACUGUGAUGGAAAUGAUGAUCAGGAAGGUACUGGUGCAAAAAAAGAACAGGUUUCAGGUGUGUUUUGAGCAGAGAGAAGGAAUUAUGUAUGUCAUAAGAAAUUAAGAGAAAAAUACUUGAAAAAAUUACAUUAUAGAUAAGACGAGACUUGAAUAAAUGGAACACUUGCAAGGGCUACAGCAUGAUCGGCCUCACGCUGUCCUCAUUUCGGCAACCAAAAAAAUAUGGCGGUUUGUUCUAAGUUGGAAAAGAAGAGUAUGUAUGUCUGAUAAAAAAGAAAAAAAAAAACUAAUAAAAAAAUAAGUAAAAAAAAUGAAAAAUUACAUUAUAAUUAAGAGUAAGGAUAAAUGAAUUGAAAACUUGCAAAUAUUACCUCAUGACCUCACACCACCCUCAUGACGAGUGCACCCCCGACCCUGUGCCAUUAAUCUGUCCCAGCACGAGCACCGGGAAGGUAAUUUAUUGUUUGCUGUGAAGAUAAACAGUGAUACACCCCUGGCCCCUAGUUGGAAUCUAACUUUAGUGCGAGGGUAUGAGAGUCACCUCAGCUCACACACAUUAAAAGAAGAGGCACAAGAACUCCUCUACCAUUACUGUACAAGUGAAAGAAAGAACACAUGGGGAGCAGAAUGACUCAUGAGCUGUAAUACAUAGGAAAUAGAGGAAAAAGUGACUGUUUUGAAUGUCCCUAUGAUCAAAGCUUUGUUGUUGAUGAGAGAUUGAAAUGAUCUUCACAUCUAGUAUUAUACUGCUGUUAUCACUUUCUUGCCUGCAUGUUGGAAAUAGGGAAGGUAGCGCAUCUACUUCCUGCGUGGCUGCGGCUGUGGCAUUGCAGAGGAAGCUUUCUGCGUGUGAGGAUCAUGGGUGCUUGUCAAUUGUCAUGAUAUUGUAUCUAUAGGUGUUAUCACAGCUAUGAACAAAUAUGUAUAGAUAUGAUUGAGUAUUGAGGAAAAAUGUAUGUCAAUCGCACACACAUAAACAAACACACACACACACACACACACACACACACACACACACACACACACACACACACACACACACACUGUGAUAUACAUUGUGUAUAUAUGUGAAAUCACUUCAUGAAAAGAGUGUGUGACUUCACUGAAUAAUGCUGCCUUGUGAUAUCCUCUAUUUGAACAUUGUGCUUUCAGGGUAACAGAUCGCAUCUUGAUGUUUUGCAAUAAUAGUUCUUGAUUAAGAGUGUAAGGGAAUUGUGUCUAAACACAAGGUCCAUCUCACUCAUAAGAGUACUUUAUAUGUGACAGUUUGUGCAGUAAUGCGAUAUCUUGAGAGAAGGAACAAAAACACAGAGAUCCGCUGUGUGGUGUGAUGGUCUGUUGUUUGAAAUAUCAAAACUGAAAUACUCUACAUCAUUAUCAUGGUGGCUCUUUUCUGAAGAGAAACAUUUUAUUGUUAAUUAUAAGUUUGCAGGGCUGCUGGAGAGAUCCUUGUUAUGCUACUCACUUGUCCCCACUCUGCCGCUCUUACUGAGAACUGCAGCACGUGUUGCUGUGCACCUUGUCACCACAACCUGAAGACGGCAGCAGCCAUCAUUUCAGUCAGAACAGGGAGGCUAUGGACACAGAGGCAACUCAGAUCCAGGCAACCACGCUAGCCUCUCCUUGCAGUCUCCAAACACCACACACUCCCCUGCUGUAAGUGGGAAGGCAGGUGUCCAAGCGUGCAGAAAUUUUGCACUUGUUACUGAGAUAAAGCUGUGAAAUAAACCUGUUUGUAAAUUAGUGAUUAAUUUAAAAUUACAAACUUCACAAACUAAUUAUUUGUAACUUUGUAAAUUGUCUAAUACGAUGCCUCAACGAUUCUUUUGAAUUAUAUAAGUGCCUAAAAAUAAUUCACACUUGCAUUUUUACAUAUAGCCAUGUGUGACGGUGAGUGAUCACUGAUGUGUGUGUGUGUGUAUAGGUACAUUACGUGUGUACAAUUCAUUGUAGAGUGUUUGUAUGGCAGAGGUAAAUGAUGAGGACGUGACUCAACAUUACUGCACUUCAUGGACAUGUUUGCACCUCAGAAGCUUAUGCUGGAAUGCAAAGUGAAUAAACUAUUUUUGUGGUCCCAA